GGGCAAAUUUUGACGUCAACCGCCAAUUUCACAACAAUCGACCAAAAGUUUCCGAAAAAAUCGAAUUUUAGUGCAUUUAAAGCCCUCUUGACUUCCCGAAAAUACUAUAAAACCAUCCAACAAUGUCUAGUACUUCGCAAAAGCAUCGUAAUUUCGUGGCCGAGCCCAUGGGUGAGAAACCAGUCACAGAUUUAGCUGGCGUUGGUGACGUUCUCGGCAAAAGACUCGAAGCGGCCGGUUUCGAUAAGGCAUACACAGUUCUCGGUCAGUAUUUGGUGCUGAAAAAAGAUGCCGAGCUGUUCAAAGAGUGGAUGAAGGACGUGUGUAACGCCAAUUCCAAACAAGCUGCUGACUGUUACCAAUGUUUGAAUGACUGGUGUGAAGAGUUCUUGUAAAAAGUUCUUUCAGUGUUUCGUUUUUACAUAUAAAAAAUACUCCCUUUUUCUGUAUAUUGGACAGCUUUUAAUGUUUAUGUCAAUCAAAACAUAUUUAACGCUAAGUAACACACAAAUUCAUAUAUAAAAAAAUAAAAGAUGACUAAUUUCAUAUAAAAAUGCAA
Molecule: messenger RNA, 559 nt
Organism: Culicoides brevitarsis
Lineage: Eukaryota; Metazoa; Arthropoda; Insecta; Diptera; Ceratopogonidae
Gene: baf
Product: barrier-to-autointegration factor
Exons: 2
Coding region: 123-395 (90 amino acids)
Molecular function (GO): DNA binding
Source: RefSeq, a predicted model, not a curated record